Molecule: messenger RNA, 1225 nt
Organism: Panicum virgatum (switchgrass)
Lineage: Eukaryota; Viridiplantae; Streptophyta; Magnoliopsida; Poales; Poaceae
Product: ankyrin repeat-containing protein NPR4-like
Exons: 2
Coding region: 244-780 (178 amino acids)
Cellular component (GO): plasma membrane
Molecular function (GO): protein phosphatase 1 binding; protein phosphatase regulator activity
Source: RefSeq, a predicted model, not a curated record
GUUCUUUUGGAAUAUGAUCCGUAUUUGGGGUAUGUCAUAAAUAAAGAUGGCGACUCUCUCCUUUGUAAUGCUGCAUUCCGAGGCCAUGUUGGUGUUGCUCGAGAGCUUCUUAAACAUUGUCCAGAUGCCCCCUACUACAACCCAAUAAAUGGCUGGACGUGCUUGCACUUUGCUGUAUUGUACGAACAGACGGAAUUCGUAGAAUUUGUCCUUGGUUCGCCACAACUUGGUAAACUCGUUAACAUGCAAGUUAAGAAUGAUGGAAGAACCGCUCUGCAUCUCGCUGUCGAGAAGUGCAAUCCGAAGAUGGUCGCUGCAUUACUGCGUCACCCAGACAUAGACGCUACAGUUAUGAACAGCGUCGGUAACCCAGCUGCCUGGACAUUAGUUGAUGCCAUCGAUCAUGCCAAGACACUAAACUGGAAUGAAGUGUCCAUGCUUAUGUUGGAAGCUGAUCCUCAACACGCAGGAUCUAUUUAUAAUCUCCGCAAGGAAGCCAAGGCUAAAGUGACAAACUUAUCAAGACAGGGCAUCAAGUCACUGACUCAAACAUACACAGGCUACACUUCCCUAGUGGCGAUCCUCAUCGCGACGAUUACUUUUGCUGCUGCUUUCACUUUGCCCGGAGGAUACAGCAAUGAUGCUGGAAGCGAGGGCCUUCCCAUCAUGGCAAAGAAGGUUGCAUUUCUGGCAUUCUUGAUCUCUGACACCAUAGCAAUGUGCUCCUCACUUGUUGUUGCCUUCGUAUGCAUCAUAUAUAGCAAGGUGGGAGGAUCUUGAGUUUUUGCUUUACUACAGAUCUUUUACAAAGAAACUUAUGUGGCUUGCGUACGUGGCAACCACAACAGCAUUCGCAACUGGUUUAUACACAGUUCUAGCUCCUCGUCACCUAUGGCUGGCCAUUAUGGUUUGUGUUCUGACGGGUUCAUUGCCCAUUCUUACUAAGCUCCUAGGAGAAUGGCCCAUCUGGAAGUUGAGGUUUGGGCUGGGUCGGAAAUUCGAGUCUGACCUCUUAAUAUGGUCUAAUCUCUUUUCCUUCCGUUACCAGUUCUAGCAACAUUCUUUUUUUAGGAAAGAAAAUAAGAAGAAUCUGUAUGUUGCAUGAUAAUAGGCUGAUGGCAUUAUUUUGGUAAUUUGGAGUUUCAUGGAACCCCAAGCUAUGUACUUUGACCAUUCUGGUUAUGUCAACUUAACCUUGAGCUUAUGCGUGAUCUUUUUUUUUCAA